This is a messenger RNA of Verticillium alfalfae VaMs.102, 1077 nucleotides long. RefSeq names its product NADP-dependent alcohol dehydrogenase. The record is from RefSeq and is a predicted model, not a curated record. Gene Ontology annotation, biological process: alcohol metabolic process. Gene Ontology annotation, molecular function: zinc ion binding; alcohol dehydrogenase (NADP+) activity. The transcript has 3 exons. Lineage: Eukaryota; Fungi; Ascomycota; Sordariomycetes; Glomerellales; Plectosphaerellaceae. The coding region runs from base 1 to 1077 and encodes 358 amino acids.
AUGGCCCCCGACUACCAAUUCGAAGGAUGGAUGGGGGAGGAUGAGUCCUCUGCCGAGGGCAACAUGGUCUGGGAAAAAUACGACCCCAAGAAGUGGGAAGAGACAGAUAUCGACAUUCGGAUCACCCACUGCGGCAUCUGUGGCUCCGACAUACACGUCCUUCGCUCUGGAUGGAGGCAAGCCCCGUACCCCGUCGUCGUGGGCCAUGAAAUUGUUGGCGUCGCCGUCCGCGUCGGUUCCAAAGCCGAGGGCGGCAUCCAGGUCGGCGACGUCGUCGGCGUCGGCGCCCAGUCCGAGUCGUGCCUCAACAACGACCCCGACUACGACUGCGCCGAGUGCGCCGACGGCAGCGAAAACUACUGCACGAGAAAUGCCCCGACCUACGGCUCCAAGUUCCGCAACGGCGACAAGACCCAGGGCGGCUACGCCCGCUACCACCGCUGCCCCGCGCACUUUGUCUUCAAGAUCCCCGACGGCCUGGCCCCCGAGUUUGCCGCGCCCCUGCUCUGCGGCGGUGUCACCGUCUACUCGCCGCUCAAGCACUUUGGCGCCGGCCCCGGGAAGCGUGUCGGCAUCGUCGGCGUCGGCGGCCUCGGCCACUUUGCCGUGCUCUUCGCCAAGGCCCUCGGCGCCGACGAGAUUGUCGGCAUCUCGCGCAAGGCCAGCAAGAGGCAGGAGGCUCUCGACCUCGGCUGCACGGAUUACAUUGCCACCGCCGACGACGAAGGCUGGGAGACCAAGAACGCGCGCAGGCUGGAUCUCAUCAUCUGCACCGUGUCUUCCGCCAAGAUGCCCUUUUCCGGAUACGUCGGACUCCUCAGGCUGGACGGCACGCUUGUGCAGAUCGGCCUUCCGGAGGGCGAGCUGCCGUUUCGCCCCGGCGUCCUCACGGGGGCGCGACGCCGUAUUGCCGGCUCCGGCAUCGGCUCGCCCAGCGAGAUCCGAGAGAUGCUGCAGCUGGCCGUCGACAAGGACGUCAAGCCGUGGGUGGAGAAGCGGCCCAUGUCCGAUGCGAACCAGGCCAUUAUUGAUUUUGAGGCCGGCAAGCCGCGAUUCCGCUACGUCCUGAUCAAUUAG